Messenger RNA from Macadamia integrifolia, 1612 nucleotides. RefSeq names its product endoglucanase 9-like. Gene Ontology annotation, molecular function: hydrolase activity, hydrolyzing O-glycosyl compounds. The transcript is spliced from 6 exons. Gene Ontology annotation, biological process: carbohydrate metabolic process. The record is from RefSeq and is a predicted model, not a curated record. Lineage: Eukaryota; Viridiplantae; Streptophyta; Magnoliopsida; Proteales; Proteaceae. Bases 20 to 1510 code for a protein of 496 amino acids.
AAUUAACAAUUGCUGAAAAAUGGGAGCUUACCGGGCUUCAAUUAGCCAAAUUCUGAUAUGUGCUUUCAUGAUUAUUGGGGUCUCCGGCCACCCUGACUACCGGGAAGCACUCUCCAAAUCUAUUCUCUUCUUUGAAGGCCAAAGGUCAGGCAAGCUUCCAGCCAACCAACGGAUAACUUGGCGGUCCGACACCGGACUUUCUGACGGUUCACCAGAAAAUGUAGAUUUAAGCGGUGGCUACUAUGACGCAGGGGAUAACAUCAAAUUUGGUUUGCCUAUGGCCUUUACAACUACAAUGCUAUCUUGGAGUGUGAUUGAAUUCGGGACGCGGAUGCCCGAUGAUGAGCUUCAUAACGCCCGGGAAGCAAUUCGUUGGAGUACAGACUAUCUCCUCAAGGCCUCUAGUAGGCUUCCAGACGCUCUCUAUGUUCAGGUUGGUGACCCAACAGAAGACCAUGACUGUUGGCAAAGGCCGGAGGAUAUCGAUACCCCUCAAAAGGUUUACAAAGUGACACCUACAAAUCCUGGUUCUGAUGUCGCCGGAGAGACCGCCGCUGCCCUUGCUGCUGCCUCCCUCGUGUUCAAACAUGUAGACACUCAAUACUCUAAGACACUACUGGAAACUGCAAAAAAGGCAUUCAUAUUCGCCGACACAUACAAAGGGAACUAUAGCGAACAUCUCUCUUCUGUUGUCUGUCCAUUUUAUUGCUCAUAUUCAGGCUACAUUGAUGAACUACAAUGGGGAGCUGCAUGGCUUUUCAAGGCCACCAAAAAGUCUUCAUACCUUGAUUAUGUGAAGUCCCUCGGAGUUGGAAGCGAUUGUGAUACUUUCAGUUGGGAUAACAAAUUGCUUGGAACCAGGGUGCUCUUAUCACGGAACUCACUUAUUGAAGAAGAUGAACAUGAAGAUAGAGAUGAAGAUGAAGAUGAAGAUGUCUCUGGAUUCCGUGAAGCAGCAGAGAGAUUUAUAUGCAAUCUGCUACCAGAGUCACCAUACCUUGCAACAUCGUACACACCAGGUGGGCUCAUGUACAAAAUGAACGGAAGCAACUUGCAGUAUGUGACUUCCACAACGUUUCUGUUGACCUCUUAUGCUAAGUACAUGAAGCACUCUAAAAAGACUUUUAAUUGUGGUAUUCUGGAGAUCACUCCAACCAUUUUAAGGGAACAUGCAAAGAAACACGUAGAUUACAUUCUUGGAGAUAACCCACAAGGGAUGUCAUACAUGGUAGGGUUUGGGGAGAAAUUCCCUCAAUGUGUUCACCACAGAGGCUCUUCCUUAUCAAGUCUCAAAGAGAACCCCCAACACUUCGGUUGCAAGGAUGGUUUCACUUCUUACUUUGAUGGAGAACCUAACCCUAAUAUCUUGACAGGGGCCAUAGUUGGUGGACCAGACCAAUCAGAUAAUUUUGCAGAUGAUCGUGACAACUUUGCUCAAUCAGAACCUGCCACAUACAUUAAUGCACCAUUUGUAGGAACCCUAGCUUACUUGGCUGCCAGAUUCAAUUGAUAGGUUAAUUUGAGUUGGUUUUUACCAUUCACAUGUUUGUCAUAUUGUAUAACUUAAAAAAUGGUGAUUUCAAGACAUAAGUGUGAAUAUAAGUAUUUUUUU